CUCAUUACCUUCAGCUCCUCCACUCCACCAGCCGCAUCCUCAGACCAGCUCUUAUCCACACCUCCGUUUCUUCACCUCCUCUCCAGCUCCUCUUUGGUUCUUCACCUCCUCUCCAGCUCCUCUUUGGUUCUCCUCCAUCAUGAGUCUCAGUCGUACUAAGCGGAUCAGCUCCAGUAACUCGGUUCGCAGCAGCGGCGGCUCCAGGCGGCUGAGCGGCUUCGGUCCAGGCCAGGGGGGCUUCAGCGGGGUGUCCCUCAGCAGCAGCUCCUUGUACGCAGGCACCAACGGACACCACCACGGCCUCAGCGCCUCCCUGACCUCCCUGUCCGUCAACAAGAGCCUCCUGGCCCCCCUCAACCUGGAGAUCGACCCCAGCCUGUCCAUGAGCCGAGCCCACGAGAAGGAGCAGAUCAAGAGCCUCAACAACCGCUUCGCAACCUUCAUUGACAAGGUUCGUUUCCUGGAGCAGCAGAAUAAGAUGCUGGAGACCAAGCUGGAGCUGCUCCAGGGCCAGGGGGUGAGCCGCUCCAACGUGGAGCCCCUGUUCGAGGCCUACAUGGCGGGUCUGCGGCGCCAGAUGGACCUGGUCAACAACGACAAAACCAAACUGGACGGAGAGCUGAGGAACAUGCAGGGUCUGGUGGAGGACUACAAGCACAAAUAUGAGGAGGAAAUCAACAAAAGGAACAACCUGGAGAAUGACUUUGUCAUCCUAAAGAAGGAUGUGGACUCCGCCUACCUUGUGAAGGCAGACCUGGAGGAUAAAGUGGGAGCUCUGACUGAUGAGAUUAACUUCCUGCGCAGCGUCUAUGAGGAGGAGCUGCGUGAACUGCAGGCCAGCAUCAAAGACACGUCAGUGGUGGUGCAGAUGGACAACAGCCGCAGCCUGAACAUGGAGCAGAUAGUGGCCGAAGUCAAAGCCCAGUACGAGGAGAUAGCAGCGCGAAGCAGAGAGGAGGCAGAAGCAUGGUACAAGAGCAAGUUCGACCAGAUGUCGGUGCAGGCCAGUCAGUUUGGAGAUGAGCUUCGUGUUGUGAAGAGUGAGGUGGCCGAGGUGAACCGUCUCAUCAGCCGUCUGCAGAGCGAGAUCGAGGCGGUCAAAGCCCAGCGUGGCGGUCUGGAGAACCAGCUGGCCGAGGCAGAGGAGCGUGGAGAACUGGCUGUGAAGGAGGCCAAAGCCCGGACCAGAGACCUGGAGGACGCCCUGCAGAGAGCCAAGCAGGACAUGGCCCGACAGCUGCGAGAGUACCAGGACUUGAUGAAUCUGAAACUGGCUCUGGACAUAGAGAUCGCUACCUACAGGAAACUGCUGGAAGGAGAGGAGGACAGACUGGGACAGCAGUCCAUCCUCAACAUCCAGGCUGUGUCCAGCUACAGUUCUAAAAGUACUAAUGGCUUCCACAGUAACAACAGUUUGCCUGCUCCAAAACUGCUCAUAAAGACAACUGAGACCAGAGAUAGCAGCAGAUUCAGCAUUCACUGAAUAUAGAAGACACAAGGACACACACACACACACACGCACACACACACACACACACACACACACACA
Molecule: messenger RNA, 1549 nt
Organism: Sphaeramia orbicularis (orbiculate cardinalfish)
Lineage: Eukaryota; Metazoa; Chordata; Actinopteri; Kurtiformes; Apogonidae
Product: intermediate filament protein ON3
Exons: 10
Coding region: 140-1483 (447 amino acids)
Biological process (GO): keratinization; intermediate filament organization
Cellular component (GO): keratin filament
Molecular function (GO): structural constituent of skin epidermis
Source: RefSeq, a predicted model, not a curated record